Felis catus (domestic cat) is the source of this 4449-nucleotide messenger RNA. It is a transcript of the gene COL13A1, whose product is annotated as collagen type XIII alpha 1 chain. The record is from RefSeq and is a predicted model, not a curated record. NCBI's taxonomy places the organism in Eukaryota, Metazoa, Chordata, Mammalia, Carnivora, Felidae. The transcript has 39 exons. The coding region runs from base 568 to 2883 and encodes 771 amino acids.
GGGGGUGGGAGAGAUUAGUUUGGGAAGUAGCACGGAUUGCUCAUCCGAUCCGUUCAGCCACAGCCAGUGUGUCAAAUUACAGAGGCGCCGGAAUCGGCCCCAACGCUUCUCGGCGGCGGCCACGACCCACCUCUGCCCAUGGGGCCCUCGGUGUGCGCCCCUUCGCGCCGGGACUGAAGCCGGCUCGCCCGGGAGACGCGAGACACCAAGAAGGACCGACAGCGCGGAACCAACUCCGGGACUCUGCAGAUACUUGAAGGGGGAAACGGGGCGGAGAGAAGGAGAGCCGGCCGGAUUCCCCUAACUUUCCUGGACUUGGAACGUUCUUCGAAGUAACUCUUUUCUCACCUGGGUCUACUACCGCUGUGCUGCCAGCGGCAGCUGGUUGUGUUCUCUCGGCUCUCCCCCUCCUGCCGCUAAUUUUUCCAUCGUCUUUGCCGGGAGCAAAGGAAAGGGACAUUCCCCCCCCCCCCCCCCUUGCCCGCAGCUUGGAUCGCGCCUCUGGGCAGCGGCUGUCGCCUUUAUUUAUUCUAUUUAUUUAUUUAUUGGUUCUCAAGACGCAAGGGGAUGGUAGCCGAGCGCCCCCGCAAAGCGGCAACCGCCGGUGCCCGCGGCCCCGGGGAGCUAAGCGCGCCCGCGACGGUGGCGCUGGCGGUGGCGCCGGCGGAGCGCUGCGCGCGGCUGCCGAGCCCGGGGUCGUGCGGGCUGCUGGCGCUGGCCCUGUGUUCGCUGGCGCUCAGCCUGCUCGCCCACUUUCGGACCGCGGAGCUGCAGGCCCGGGUGCUGCGCCUGGAAUCGGAGCGUGGGGAGCAGCAAAUGGAGACGGCUAUUUUGGGACGAGUCAACCAACUGCUGGAUGAGAAAUGGAAGCUCCACUCUCGGAGGCGCCGGGAGGCCCCCCCGAAGACGUCUGCAGGGUGUCACUGCCCACCAGGACCUCCUGGUCCCGCUGGAAGACCCGGCCUCCCAGGGGACAAAGGUGCCAUUGGGAUUCCUGGACGUGUGGGAGUAAAGGGCCAACCAGGCGAGAAGGGGGCCCCAGGAGAUGCCGGCAUGUCCAUCAUCGGUCCCCGCGGCCCCCCUGGUCAGCCGGGCACUCGAGGUUUUCCUGGAUUUCCGGGUCCCAUCGGGCUAGAUGGAAAACCGGGCCACCCCGGACCCAAAGGAGAGAUGGGCCUGACGGGUCCCCGAGGACAGCCGGGACCUCAAGGACAAAAAGGAGAAAAGGGUCAGUGUGGAGAGUACCCACAUCGGCUGCUGCCUCUCCUCAAUUCAGUGCGACUGGCUCCACCCCCAGUCAUAAAAAGGCGGACCUUCCAGGGCGAACAGGGCCAGGCCGGUAUCCAAGGACCACCGGGGCCACCAGGCCCCCCUGGACCGAGCGGACCUCUGGGGCCCCCGGGACUGCCAGGGCCCAUGGGGCCACCCGGCUUACCUGGGCCUCCAGGACCAAAGGGAGACCCAGGAAUCCAGGGUUACCACGGCCGAAAGGGAGAACGAGGCAUGCCGGGGAUGCCGGGCAAACACGGAGCCAAGGGGGCUCCCGGAAUCACCGUGGCGGGGAUGAAGGGUGAGCCGGGGACCCCAGGAGCCAAGGGCGAAAAGGGGGCUGCAGGCUCCCCCGGGCUGCUCGGCCUCCUGGGGCAGAAGGGAGAAAAAGGCGACGCUGGCAACUCCUUUGGAGGGGGCAGAGGGGAGCCCGGCCCCCCAGGGCUACCUGGGCCCCCAGGCCCAAAGGGAGAAGCUGGUGUUGAUGGCCAGGCCGGCCCCCCAGGACGGCAAGGAGACAAGGGUGAGCCCGGAGCAGCCGGAGAACGGGGACCGGCUGGCCCCAAGGGCAGCAAGGGGGAACCAGGCAAAGAAAUGGUGGACUACAAUGGGAACAUCAACGAGGCUCUCCAGGAGAUCCGAACGUUGGCCUUGAUGGGGCCCCCUGGUCUUCCCGGGCAAAUCGGCCCACCCGGAGCCCCGGGGAUCCCAGGCCAGAAGGGGGAGAUUGGACUUCCAGGCCCUCCAGGACACGAUGGGGAAAAGGGACCUCGAGGCAAACCAGGCGACAUGGGCCCUCCCGGUCCCCAAGGCCCCCCAGGAAAGGCUGGGCCCACAGGAAUGAAGGGUGAAGACGGACACGUGGGGAGCCCGGGAGAAAAGGGGGAGAAAGGGGAGACGGGGCAAGCAGGCCCACCGGGUCUAGACGGCCCAACUGGGGAGAAAGGAGAACCAGGUGGCCAAGGGAGACCCGGAACAACAGGAUUGCCUGGCCCGAUCGGGCUCCCGGGAUUUACAGGGGAGAAAGGAGAGCCCGGGGAGAAGGGAGACCCAGGAGUGGAGGUUCCUGGGCCCCCAGGGCCAGAGGGGCCUCCCGGACCUCCGGGACUCCAAGGUGUUCCUGGACCAAAGGGGGAAGCGGGACUGGAUGGAGCAAAAGGAGAGAAGGGUGUCCAGGGAGAGAAAGGAGACCGAGGGCCGCUGGGAUUACCCGGAGCUUCAGGUUUGGACGGCAGGCCUGGGCCACCGGGUACUCCAGGACCAGUCGGAGUUCCAGGCCCAGCGGGACCAAAGGGCGAGAGGGGCAGCAAAGGCGACCUUGGGAUGACAGGACCAUCAGGAGCGGCUGGGCUUCCUGGUUUACAUGGACCACCCGGGGACAAAGGAAACCGGGGACACCGAGGUUUUAAAGGAGAGAAAGGGGAGCCGGGGUUACCAGGGCUGGACGGACUGGAUGCCCCGUGCCCAUUGGUAUGGCAUCACCCUCCCUCGCCUGCAUGGCCGACUCAGGCUUCCCCACGUGUGUGGUUCUUGCCCGCAUGCCUCUCCAGCCGCCCUCCUCACGCCUCCUGCCCCAUCCACUCAGUCUCCACUUCCUGCCCCUUCUCUCUGUAGACGCUAAGGGUCACCCUGCCCUGGCUAGUCCUCAGGGCCUCCAAGCAUGCCCCCUGGAGCACGCAAAGCCUGCCAGAUGUUUUCUUGGCUUCUUCCUCCAGCUGCUGCAAAAGCACAUCCCCUUAAUGUGAGCCAUCCCGCAUCCGACCCUCCCUUCCUAGGGGCUUCUAGCCAAACCUGCCCCCAGAAAGUCAGGAAGGUGAGAUCCUCUGGGCAGGUUCUUGGCAACCGUGACUUCUCUUCCUUCACACACUGCGGUUGGUUCAGCAAGCAUCAGCUGAGCCCCAGGCGGAACAUUUGAAUGAGAUGCCUGAGCCAGUCCCACACCCCUUCCCGUUCCGCCAUCUUGUGAUGUGGCCGGGGACAGACGGGCAUGCUCAUAAACGUGGGUAGACUGAGAAGUUCUAGAAAUGAGUUAGAAGAGGGGGCCACUGUGCCCGUUCUUCCAGGCUGGCUCUGGGGUCGUUACCCCGGUGCUACCACCAGAACUAAAGGAUGGUCCAAGGUCAGGAUUUUAGAUACUAAACGAUUCAUCCUUUUUGCUUCAACCCGGGGAGACACUACAAGACCCUCCCUUGGCUUCCCUCCCUUUCAUCUGCAGAUGACCCACCACCGGCAAGUCUGGAAGAGAAUGGAAAGGUCGAGAAUGUAGUUGAGGAAGAGAAGAAGGGAGACAGGGAGGCUCUUAGGAACCCUCCCCACGCAUGUGCUGCUCACACCUGGUUCAGGGUCUGUCGGGCAGGGACGUUCUAGCCCCAUAGCCACCCUUUCACCUCGCUGCAAGGGAGAAAUGGACGGCACCUCACUCCAAGGCAAUUGGCUUAGAAGGUUCCCACUCUCCUAAAUUUCCCCAGGAGGUCUAGAGCGCACGUAACUAUUUUCAUACAAGUAAGAGAUGAGGACUCCAGGUCCCACGUCUCACCCCGGGGUCACACGAGAAUUAUCUCUGAAGAGAAGAGAAAAGGUUAUAGGAAAAUACGCUGUGUGCCCCUGAGAGGUGACCACGGAGCCCCGUGAAGGGACUUUUUAGGACCAGUAUAGACAACAAAAGAAGACUGCAGGGUAGCAUGCUCCCCCUUCCCCCCACCCCCCUGCUGAAGCCCCUGCUCACUGCCCCCGCCUCCCCACCGCCUGGCCUGAUGACCCCCGAGCACGCAGCCAUAGGACCCCCGGUCCCCCCAGAGCACCUCCACUAAUCACCGGCCAGGUCUCCUCUCGGCCACGUGCCUUCCGUGGCCUGAGUACCUUGAGUUCCGCUGGCCCGCGCCACCCUGCUCCUCUCUCACACACUCCCUCCGCCUGCCCCACUCUCCUCUGUCGCCCUGCCACCAUCACGUGCCAAUGGGAAUGCCGCCGUGGCCCCGCGGAGGCUCCUCUCCCUUCCAGAGUCCAUGUGAAGUGUCGCACCACGGCGGGCUGGGGAAGGGGGCAGGUCUCCAUGAAGCCCUGGAAUGCACCACCUCCCCCUGCAGACCCUCCCUGACCCAGAGGGGACAAUGAAGGUCAUCUUUAUUUGGUCCUUAAUGCAAAGCGGCAUUUUCUGCAAUAACAUCCCAUACCGAUGUG